AUGUUCAUUAAUGUCUUAGACUUUAAGACUGGUGUUAUGAAAGAAGUACAUAAAGGUUAAAGUCAAACCUGUGAUUACUAUCUUGAAACUAAACAAGAAGUUUUUCAUGAUGAAAACUUUUUUGAGAUUAUAAAGUAAAUUUUUAAUGACAUAUAACAGAGUUAUGUAACUGUUGAUUCUAUUAAUUCAGAUGAUACUCUAGAAAAAUAUAACUUUCCUUACAUAUAACUGAAUAGAAAUCGGCAAGUAUAAUGGAAUGACUUCAAAGCUAAAAAUGGUAUUACUUAUAGCUCAGAGGGAUUUUUUUAGGUAAUGAUAAAUAGAUUUAAUGAAAAAUAAUAUGUACUAGAUAUUGUUUCAUCUACUAAAAUUCUCUACUUUGAUAUAAAAACGCUUUAGUUUACAUCAAUUGAUUUGCUUGACAAAGUUUAAAGUUAAGACUAAGGUCCUAUAAAGGCAGUUUUAGAUGAUGAUCUAGGCAUAAUAAUAAUUUAAUCAUAAACUGAAGUUAAGGUUUAUAGUCUUGAAAGUAAAAGAAGAAUUAAAAUACAAGAGAGCGAAAUUAAAAAUGCAUCUAUUUUUAUAAACAAUAACUAUCUUCAAAUAAAUUCAAGUUAGGAAACAAACAAAUUAUUCUUCAAAAAUAAAAAAAUCGAGAGAGUAAUUUAAUUCUAAAUGCCUUAGAAUUUAGAAAUACAUGAAAGCUAUUAAAAUGGCAUAAAUACUCAUUCUUACUAAAUAAUAAAAAGAUAAGAUAUUGAUGAUGAAUCUGAAAUUUAUACCAUGAGAGGAAAAUCAUUCGAAGAUAUGUUUAAUGAAAAAUUGCUAAUUCAACCAGUAUUUCCUUCAUUUUAAUUUGAAUAUGCAUCCAAAAAGAACACUUGCAUAGCUCUAGAUAUCUAUAAGCAAUUCGACUUUUUUCAAGUACAGUCAAAUUUUUUGUCGAAGGAGAAGAAUAAAUGGUUAUUUAUUGCAGGAUAUGGAACAUGCUUUGGACUUUUUGAAAAUAACUUAAUUGCUCUAGAGACUAUAGUAAAAUAGCUUUCACUUAAAGAAAAAUAAUCCAUACCUAUCUUGAUCUGUUAGAAGAUGCUUAAUGGAGAAUCCCCUUUAGAUUUUUCAAUUAAAGCUCGAUAGUAAAAAAUCAUUAACUUAUUGCUUUCGAUGACAAUCAAAUAUCAAGAUCACAUUAUGUUUAACAAACUAAUAGACAAGAAUUUGAAUGAGCUAAUUAAACAAUAAAUAGACUUGCAAGAGUACUUUGAAAGUAAUUUACCUAAUUAUCAAAUCCUUGACUCAAAGUUCCCAAGUCAACAUAAUGAUGAAGAAGAAUUAGUUGUUGGAAUAACCCUAAAUAAUCCUAAAGAAGUUCACUAAAAAUAUGAUGAAUUAUUCCUAGGAAAGUUAACUGAACUUAAGAGUGAUGCUGAAUCUAUGGCAUCAAUUGAAUAUCAUUUGAUCAACUUGCCGAUUACCUUGCAAAAAAAUCCCACAGAAUUGAUGAAAGUUUUAAGUGAGACAGAUAAGCCAGAGUACUUUGAAAAUAAAAUAAUCCAGAGUAUUAUCCACUACAAGUGGAAUUAGUAUACAAAAUAAUUUUAUCAGGAUAGAUUCUAUAUUUAUCUGAUUUUUAUGGCUUCAUUCAUUUUCGAUAUUUUUUAUCAAACAUACUCGAUGAAAAACUUGAAUGAUAUUACUAAAUAAAAUUCAGGAGACUUAGAAAAUGAAGUUUUAUAGCCUAAUAUAUGGGUGAAAAUUACAACAAAAACUAUAUGUGGUAUGGUAAUUAUGUACUUCUUAAUUUAUGAGUUGAAGCAGUUAAAUAUUCAAAGAGGCGCUUACUUUUAAGAUGGAUGGAACUAUUUUGAUUUUACUCAUAUCGCUGCAUUCACAAUUUUUAGCAUUCUUGAUUUUAUAACUGAAAACCAAGAUAACCUUAUCUUGAUUAAAAUUCUGGUAAUCAUACUUUCUUUUAUGAAGCUAUUUUUCUUUUUGAGAAUAUAUGAUGGCUUCAGUUUCCUGGUUUAAAUGAUGGCUGGUGUUUUCAAAGAUCUUAAAUAUUUCCUCAGUUUCUUUUUAAUUAUGAUCUUGCAAUUUGGAAUGAUAUUCUUAGUUCUCUUCAAAGCUGAAUAGAUUGAUGAGUAUAAUGGUGUAAAUAAAUUAGCUUAUUUUCUAAUGGCAUUCAGAAUUUCUUCCGGAGAUUUUCAAUUAGAUGAUUUCCAUAGCUAAGGAGAUGUAUUAGUCAUCUUUACUUGGAUCAUAUGGUUAAUAGCUGUAAUGACAUUAAAUAUCGUCUUUAUGAACUUCAUCAUAGCUGUUAUCUCAGAAUCAUACGAAAGAGUCAUGUAGAAACUUGUUGCUGAAUCAUACAAGGUCAAAGCUCAUAUGAUUGUUGAGAGAGAGUAAUUAUUCACAGCUGAGGAUCACACUAAUAAAGAAUACUUUCCAAACUUUAUUGUUGUUAGAAGACCAAUUAACAGUUAGACUAAUGAAGCUGGGGAAUGGCAAGGAUUUAUUAAGGACCUUAAAUAUACGAUAAGAACUACAGCAGCUAAAUCGAAGGCAGAAAUUAUUCAAAAUCUACAUUCACUUUAAAGUUAAAGCCAUAAUAAAAUUGUUGAAGUUUUCUAACAGAACUCAAAGCAAUCUAGUUCUAAUGAAAACUUAGAUAAGCAUUUUUCUAAUUUGAUGAAGGAAUAACUUGUUAGUAAGAGUGAUUUCUAAUAAUUUAAAGAAGGAAUCGAUUAAUAGGUUCAGGGACUUUAAAAUGAUAUGGAUAUUAUCAAAAGUUCUCUUGCCUUAAUUAUUCAAAAUUAGAAAUAGUGA
Stylonychia lemnae is the source of this 2826-nucleotide messenger RNA. The record is from the annotation of a GenBank genome assembly. Lineage: Eukaryota; Ciliophora; Spirotrichea; Sporadotrichida; Oxytrichidae.